UAUUAUUAAACAAUAUUUUUCAGCCCUGACCUAACUAUUUUUACUAAACAACUCUUACAAAUGGCAUCACCAUGACCUGGAUGAGAUUAUCCAAUUCAAAAAUAACCACUAUCGAUCUAUUUAAACGAAAUAGACUGGGUUCAUAGUGUGACACUGUAGUAAAUAAUCAAUAUUUUAAUGCCGUCCCUGUUUCAUAGUUAAUAAUAAUAAAUUAUAUUGCGAUAAUUCCUAAAUACCAUUGUAAGCUCAUAAUGUUGAAGUGGCUAGUUUGCGUUGCAUUUUUAAUAACUAAUUCACUUGCUGGUAAAAAAAUUCCAGACACUUUUCUUCUUGGAGCUUCUUCAGCGGCUUUUCAAAUAGAAGGUGGUUGGAAUGAAGAUGGAAAAGGGCCCAGCCUAUGGGAUACUUACCUACAUGACAAAAAUGCUUCUGAAAAUGGAGACAUUGCAUGCGACUCUUAUCACAAAUGGAGAGAGGAUAUAGCAAAUGUUAAAUCUCUUGGAUUGGAUUUUUACAGAUUCUCAAUUGCUUGGUCCCGUAUCCUCCCCAGUGGAACUUUGAAUAAUAUCAACCAGGAGGGUAUUGACUAUUACCUGAAUUUAAUAAAAGCUCUCAAAGCAGAAAACAUUGAACCCGUUGUAACUAUAUACCACUGGGACAUGCCUCAGCAUGUUCACGAGCUUGGAGGCUUCCUCAAUCCCCAAUUUGUUGACUAUUUUGGGGAUUAUGCCAGAUUAGUCUUUGAACUAUAUGCACCUUAUGUUAAAUAUUGGUUAACAAUUAAUGAACCUUUCAUGAUAUGUCUCGGAGGCUAUGGUUUGGGCUUUAUGGCUCCUGGAUUAAACUUAAUAGGCGACGGGGUCUAUCAAUGUGGUUACGUUUUGCUGAAAGCUCAUGCCAAGGCUUACAGAAUUUACGACGAAGAAUUUAGGGAAAAAUAUAAUGGUCAAGUUGGUCUAGUCAUUAAUUUCGAUUGGGCGGAGCCGUUGACUAAUAGUAGUCAGGAUCUGGAAGCUCAGAGAAGAUAUCAAGAAUUUGCGCUUGGUUGGUGGGCAAAUCCAGUCUAUUUGGGAAACUGGCCGCAAGUAAUGAUAGACCGGAUCGCUUACAGAAGUAAACUUGAAGGUUUUUCUAGAUCCAGAUUACCAGAGUUUACUCAAGAGGAAAUUGACUAUAUCAAUGGGACUUCCGAUUUUUUUGGUCUCAACACAUAUAAUGUGGGACAAGUGAAAUACGGUCCAGAACCUACUAUCGGGCUACCUGCUUACACUUCAGAUAUAGGAAUUGUGGUAGUCAAUGACCCAGAUUAUUAUCACCCUAGAGGAAUUAGAGAUUCAGUCAACCACAUUCACAAAAAAUACCGACCUAGAGGUAUUCUAAUAACUGAAAAUGGAAAAAUGACUGGAGAUAUUCUGGAUGAUCAAGGCAGAAUAAGUUUAAUAAGGGACUAUAUGGAUAAUUUGCUAGAUGCUGUGCUAGAAGAUAGAGUCAAUGUUUUUGGUUACUCCGUCUGGUCCCUAAUGGACAAUUUUGAAUGGGGAUCUUAUGAGAAACGGUUUGGUAUUAUUCGAACCGACUUUGAUAGUCCUAAUAGAACUAGGACAUGGAAACAAUCGGCCAAAUGGUACCAAAAUGUUACGGCUACUAGAACUUUGGAUGUAUAACUGCAAAUAAUUCUUUAGAAAAGUGAAAAAUAAUAUGUUGUUUAUUUUAAUUCAAUGUUUUAUCAAGGAAUAUCGUAGUAACAUACAUUAAAAACUCAUGCAGUAGCAAAUUUCAGAUUUACGUAAUUUUAUGUACAAUUAAUAAAAGAAAACAACUAACAACAA
Molecule: messenger RNA, 1829 nt
Organism: Ceutorhynchus assimilis (cabbage seed weevil)
Lineage: Eukaryota; Metazoa; Arthropoda; Insecta; Coleoptera; Curculionidae
Source: the annotation of a GenBank genome assembly